Pimephales promelas (fathead minnow) is the source of this 3228-nucleotide messenger RNA. It is a transcript of the gene mier2, whose product is annotated as mesoderm induction early response 1, family member 2. Lineage: Eukaryota; Metazoa; Chordata; Actinopteri; Cypriniformes; Leuciscidae. Gene Ontology annotation, cellular component: nucleoplasm. Gene Ontology annotation, biological process: negative regulation of transcription by RNA polymerase II. The record is from RefSeq and is a predicted model, not a curated record. Gene Ontology annotation, molecular function: transcription corepressor activity; histone deacetylase binding.
UAACAGACAGCUUAAGACCCCGGCCGUCUGACCGACCGACCCAGAAAACGGCAAAGAUAGACGGUCACUAAUAAGGAGGAAGUUAAAAUGGGAGCACUCCUCAGCGUUUCGCCACUCUAUCUAUCUCUCUGUCGGUACGCGUUCACGAGCGUUUAAUUCGCCAGAUCGAGCGCCGUACGAAACAACGGGAGAGCAGCGCGAGCGCUGGUGCUGAAGUGUGUCCCAGGUGCGCGCGGAGCAGGACGGAUGCCAGCUGUGCGAAUGGGCUCCACGGAACAACGGCACAGUCGUGUAGACAUUUUCCACCAGGGCUAUGCAGGGCCACUGGAGGGCCCUUCCCGGGCAUCCACGUUCCUAGAGGAACAGGACUGGACCCUGGCGGCCCUGCGGAGGCAGGCGGUAAAGAUGGCAACCAAGACCCAUUCAGGUGGUGAGAUGCCACUUGAGCAACUGCUGGCACUUUAUGGGUACAACAUGCCUGAUCCUGUCUUGGAACAACAACAGGAGCCGAAUGAGCUUGCAGCCAGUCUGCCUGAAAUAACACUGGACAAGGUUCAGACAGGGAAAGAUCUGCUCUCAGGAGGAGAGAACGUGGACGACCAUUCCUCUGCCGGUGACUUCACACUCUCCAUCACGUCUCAUGCAUCUGACCUCUUACACCACCUAAGAGGUGAUGACAAAGACACUUCAGUCAGCAGCUCCGAAGACGACUCAGAAAGCACCUCUAUCCCCUCCAGUGAUGGCCGAAAGGACAUCAUGGUGGGCCCCCAGUAUCAGGCCAUAAUUCCUUCUCUCUGUACACACACAUUUUAUGAAAGAGCCUAUGAAAAUGAAGACCAGUUGUUGUGGACUCCAGAUGUGUUGUCCAAUCUGGCGGUAGAGAAGUUUUUGCUUGAAGUCCAGAGGAAAGGGAGUGACAAUGGACCUUCAAACAGUCAGACCACAGGAGAUAUAGUCAAAGACAAUGAGCAGGCUCUUUAUGAGCUAGUAAAAUGCAACUUUAAUCCAGAAGAGGCACUAAGAAGAUAUCGCUUUAAUGUCAAGGUUUUCAAUGAAGAGCUUUGUGCCUGGAGUGCGGAGGAGUGUCGUAACUUUGAGCAAGGCUACCGUGCCUAUGGGAAGAACUUCCACCUCAUACAGGGCAACAAGGUCCGCACGCGUUCGGUGGGUGAGUGUGUGGAGUACUACUACAUAUGGAAGAAAUCAGAGCGGCAUGAGUAUUUCACACAGCAAGCCACCAAGCUGGGUCGGAAAAGGUGCAAUCUACCAUCUGGGAACACAGAGGAUGCUGAGCCGGAUGGAGAGACUGGCGAUGUGGAAGGUGCCAAUCAAGGUUUGCCAAGUAGGUCUUCCAUUCAACUCCAGCCUCCAUCGCCACCUGCAGUCAUGGAGCUGGAUAAACAAGAGGAGAGCCUGAAUUGCGCAGCUCAGUUUCAGGGUCGUCCACGACGGAAACGCACACCGCGCUUCCUAUUAAAGCCCUGAGCUUGCUGUUCACGGACAGCCUAAAACUGACAGAUACACAGGUUCUGAGCGAAACAUUGGGGACCUGGAACAAUGUGCAGGUACUUGUUCUAGCCCGCAGGUGGAGCAGUUGUUCAGACAAUCUUCGCCUCUCCCACAAGCGCUCCAGACGCCAAACAUAGCCUCCCCGUCCACCCAGCUUUUCUUCUCCUCGCUCCCCCUUAGCCACUCCGUCCCUUCAUCCCAGCCAGACUCAGGGCUCCUGGGAGCAGGUCUUUACCAGCUACAACUGGGGUCUUUUCCUGAAGAUCCUAUACCUGCCUGCUCAGAGUACAUUGCCUCAGGGAGGCUUCAAAUUGACCCUUCCUCGCCUGUCCCACCCGUCCCAGAUUUUGGGGCACUCGGUAGCCUCUUGUGCCCGCCUUCCUCCAUCUGCUCCGCACCCAUCCAACACAGCAACUCACCCGUUCAGCGAAGGGAAACAUUCCAGAUCUAAGCAAACGUGACGACUGUCAUUCACCUGGAAUUUGCAGUUGUUGCUCUUCAGGUUACUCCAGAAAAGCCGGACAUAAAGGGAUAAUUCAACCAAAAAUGAAAAUUCUGUCAUCGUCACAGAUUUUGUCCAUACAGUGAAAGUAAAUGGGGUCCAAAACCUAUAAGAUUGAUAUACACAAAACAUAAAGGUAGUAAUCCAAUAGCUACUAAAAGUGCACUACUUUUAUAUAAUGUUCAGAUCCCCUUUUCCUCACUUUCUUUAUUUUAUGUUUACAGGUCUGAAAUCAACAUUAGGGUGAAUAAACUUUGAGAAAAUUUUCAUUUUUGCCUGAAUGAUCCCUUUAAUCAUGGACUGUGUGCAAGAAUUCCUCAUUUAAACCAUGCUGUCUUCAACUACUAAACUAGUAACCUGGUGUUUUAGGGAGCUGGUUGUCUCUGUCAGACUACUACAUGCAAUGAAAGUGUUUUUUAACUACCUAAUUGUAAGCUUCUUUGGAAAUAUGUGAGAAUUUACAGUCCCUUUGAAAUAUUUGAUGGUCUCAUUUUGUAUAUUUUCUUUCAUUGCAUGUAGUUCUUAUAACCUCUCAGAACUUUUUAAAAAUCUAUUUCUUUUUGCUAAAGCAUAAAAUGUUUUACUUGUAAAGAAGAUAUCAUCAAAAAUGAACUACUAAUGCAGUUGCUUCGUCCGUUCAUUUGUUGGCUUUCCCGUUGUAGGUUCUCUUUGUGCAAUAAUAAUAAUUAAAAAAAAACACGAGUUCCUCAGGGGCUUCGAUCGUUUCCCUCUCGGUCUGGUCCGUCGGUACUUCAGUACUAAGUGUUGAAGAGGGGUUUUUUAAUGGGUUAUGAAAUACGCUCCAUGUGCUUCGCCAACAAAUCCUGAUGUAAGUGGCGGAUUCACUCUAUUAAGUUUCUCAGGUUUUGCAGCCAGUUGUCUUUGCGUGAAGCCACAACCUGUCAGUCCGCCAUAUGAUACUACCCAGAAUCCUUCACUUUCCAGACAAACUGCCACCGUCAAAUCUAGUGUAGUACCUCAUUUGUGACUGGACUUCUGUUAUUUAGGAUUAAAAAGCAUCAUUAUCCGGAUCCCCAUAUGCUCAGCUAUACAUGUUUUCUAAUUGGCUUUCAGUUUUGUCUGAUACGAAAGGGAGGCAAACACUGCCUUGACUUAUUUUACUUUUUUAAAGCAAUUUAUAUUACUGCUCCUAUUAUAUUGAUUUAUUGUCCAUGUUGUUAUGUUUUGUAAAUAAUAAUAAAAAAGUAGAAAACAAA